AUGGAACUUCAGUCACAGAUUGAGAAGGAAAAGCAGAAGUGGCGUGAUAUCUUGAGGAGAAUCCUUCAUUGCAUAAAAUUCCUUGCGACUCAGAACCUGGCUUUGCGAGGACAUAGGGAGUCACUUCAGCUGGAUGAUGACUCCAACGUGGGAAAUUUCCUUGGCCUACUGAAACUACUGGCCAUCUUUGACCCUGUCAUGAAAGAACACCUCAGUCAUGUGGAAAGUCAUCCUGGAUCCACAUCUUAUCUUUCACCAGGUGUUCAGAAUGAAUUCAUUCACAUGAUGGCAUCUACUGUUCGCCAAAGUUUACUGACAAGUAUUCAUAAGGCCAAGUACUAUGGUCUCAUGUUUGAUUCGACUCCUGAUCAUGCACACCGUGAGCAGAUGUCAGAAGUAGUGAGGUACGUGGAGGUUGAUUUUGAGAGCAAAAUUGUCUGUGUUAGAGAGUCCUUCCUUGGAUUUAUUCAGAUAAGCCAGAAGGAUGCUGAGAGCUUGGUUGAAGACAUCUUGAAACAGCUAGAGAAGGACGGAAUGGAGCUACAGGAUUGUCGGUCACAGUGCUAUGACAACGCUGCUGUGAUGGCUGGACACAAAAGUGGUGUUCAUCAAAGAAUAAGUGAGAAAAACAACCUGGCAGUGUUUGUGAAUUGCAACAAUCACUCACUCAACUUGGUGGGUGUACAUGCAGCCAAGCAGGAUACAAUGAUGGUCACAUUUUUUGGUACAAUCGAAGCUCUCUAUGUGUUCUUCUCUCGUUCAACACAGCGAUGGGAAAAACUCAAAAACGCUGUGCCUAUGGUUGUUAAGUCAGAGUCUGAAACAAGGUGGAGUGCAAGGACAGAAGCAGUGAAGCCUGUCAACAACUACUUUGAGGAGAUAGUUCAAGUUCUCCAAGACAUGACAGAUAAUGAAAACGAGACCAGUGAAACAAGAAGUGAUGCAAGACAGCUGUGUAACCGCAUGUUGAGUUACGAUUUUCUGACUUUGCUAGGAUUUUGGAACAAAGUACUCAUUUGCAUCGACCGUAUUCAAAAGAGGCUGCAGGAUCCUAGCAUGAACUUUCACGAUGCUGCCCUGGAUUUGAAAGCCCUCCGAGAUCAUUUUGAUGAUGACAGAGAAGUUUUAGUCAGUGAGUCACUCGAAGAAGGACUCAGUCUCUGUCAAGACUGGAAUAUUGAAGUUGAAAGACGUCGGAGACGAAAGAAACAAAUGCCUGGUGAGAACUUAAGAGAUGUUGGGUUAUCAGCCAAGGAGGAGAUGGAAAGAGUCAUGAAGGGAACACUCGUCCGCCUUCACAGAGAAAUGGAUGAAAAGUUCACCCGUUUGCAUGACACUGACGCCAAGUUUGGGUUCCUUCUCGAUGUUGGGGGACUGUGUUCCGGUGCCUACAAUAACGACCUAAAAAAAAAGUGUGAAAAUUUGGCAGAAUUCUACAGCUCUGAUGUUGAUGGACAGCAGCUAUAUGAAGAAAUUUUGGAUUGCAGAAUGUUGCUAUUAAGUCGUGCCAACAUGAAAAUAUCAAGACCUAAAGAGCUUCUCGAAUUUAUUGUUCAAUAUGGAGAUGAGAGUGUCUUCCCCAAUCUUCGCAUUGCUAUUCAGAUAAUGCUAACUAUUGCAGUUUCCAUCGCCAGCUGUGAGAGAUCAUUUAGCAAGUUAAAACUAAUACUUUCAUAUUUGAGAGCCUCCAUGGGUCAAGACAGACUCUGUGAUCUUGCUCUGCUGAGUGUAGAAAGAGAAGAAACAGAAAAAACUGACUUUGAGCAGAUCAUAGACCAGUUUGCAUCAGUAAAAGCAAGGAGGGUGCAGUUCUAA
This is a messenger RNA of Bufo bufo (common toad), 1815 nucleotides long. RefSeq names its product 52 kDa repressor of the inhibitor of the protein kinase-like. The record is from RefSeq and is a predicted model, not a curated record. Gene Ontology annotation, molecular function: protein dimerization activity. NCBI's taxonomy places the organism in Eukaryota, Metazoa, Chordata, Amphibia, Anura, Bufonidae. Bases 1 to 1815 code for a protein of 604 amino acids. The transcript has a single exon.